Messenger RNA from Triticum dicoccoides, 2544 nucleotides. Its product is annotated as vacuolar protein 8-like. The coding region runs from base 604 to 2286 and encodes 560 amino acids. NCBI's taxonomy places the organism in Eukaryota, Viridiplantae, Streptophyta, Magnoliopsida, Poales, Poaceae. The record is from RefSeq and is a predicted model, not a curated record. Gene Ontology annotation, molecular function: protein binding. The transcript is spliced from 2 exons.
UGCAGCUUUUUGAAGGGCUUAUCGGCUCGUCUACGAUACGUCGCCCCACGCAAUUAUUUCCCCAUGAUUCUUUUGUGUUACGAAAGCGCCAGAUCUUUGGAUUAGAAUACAAGAAAGUAUUCCUGCUCUACUCUAGUGUGAAAAUUAUGAGUACCGAAAUCAUACUCCUUUUGUCCUAAGCACUCCAAUAGAUUGCGAAUUUUCCUGAGACGCCACCCGCCGCCGCACUCGGCUUAAGUUCUAGUACGUAUCCCGUUCCGUUCUGCUCGCACCACUUGGCCAUCUCUCCCGUUGCUGAAUUUAUUUAUUUGUUUGUUCUCAUUCACUCGUCACCUACCUAGCCCUCAUUCCGCGGGUCAAAACUCAGAAUGCCUCCAGCCUGAAUUUAUUCUGUUACCGAACAGUGCAAAGCAAGUGAGAAAGCCUGGGAAUUUUGAUAGGGCCAUCGUACCAGCUCAUGAUCUUGCGUGUCGCCGCCCGCAGCUCAUGAUCCGCCCGAUUUCGCAUUUCGUCCACCCAAAGCAAUGCAAAGGCCGGGGGAGAACAUGCUAGAUUGCUAGAUGAGAUCACAAGGCGCGGUGUUGUAACUGGUGCGACCAGGAAAUGAGCUUGCACAGCUGUCCGGCCGCGGCCGGGGACGCGCCGACCGGGACGGCGGAGGACCUGCUCGAGCGGGCGCGGGGCCUGGUGCCGGCGGCGCUGGACGCGGCGCGCGCGGCGACGGGGUUUGGCGCGCGGUGGAAGGCCAUCGCGGCGAGGCUCGAGAGGGUGCCGCCGUGCCUGUCCGACCUGUCCAGCCACCCCUGCUUCUCCAAGAACGCGCUCUGCCGGGAGCUGUUGCAGUCCGUUGCUGCCACCCUCGCCGAGGCCGCCGAGCUCGGCGUGCUCUGCCGCGAGCCGCCCAAGGCUGGCAAGCUGCAGAUGCAGAGCGACCUGGACGCUCUCGCCGGGAAGCUGGACCUCAACCUCCGGGACUGCGCGCUGCUUGUCAAGACCGGCGUGCUGUCAGAUGUGACGGUUCCGUCUCCUCCGGCUGAGGCGGCGGCGGCAGAAGCCUCGCAGACGGACGUGCGGGAGCUACUCGCUAGGCUGCAAAUCGGGCACGCCGAGGCGAAGCACCGGGCUGUGGAGGGGCUCCUUGAUGCGCUGCGCGAGGACGAGAAGAGUGUGCUGUCGGCGCUCGGCCGUGGCAACGUGGCCGCGCUGGUGCAGUUGCUGACGGCGACGGCGCCCAAGAUCAGGGAGAAGGCAGCCACCGUGCUCUGCUUGCUUGCCGAGUCCGGAAGCUGCGAGGGCUUACUGGUGUCGGAGGGCGCGCUGCCGCCGCUCAUCCGGCUGGCAGAGUCCGGCAGCCUUGUUGGCCGGGAGAAGGCCGUCAUCACGCUGCAGCGUCUGUCCAUGUCACCCGAGAUUGCCCGCGCCAUCGUCGGGCACAGCGGCGUCCGUCCACUCAUCGAAAUCUGCCAGACAGGGGACUCCAUCUCGCAAUCCGCGGCGGCGGGCGCGCUCAAGAACCUCUCCGCGGUGCCGGAGGUCCGGCAAGCGCUGGCCGAGGAAGGCAUCGCGCGCGUCAUGAUCAGCCUGCUCGACCGCGGCGUCGUGCUGGGUUCCAAGGAGUACGCGGCGGAGUGCCUGCAGAACUUCACGUCGAGCAACGACAACCUGCGGCGCGCCGUGGUGUCCGAGGGCGCGCUGCCCAGCCUGCUCGCUUACCUCGACGGUCCGCUGCCGCAGGAGUCCGCCGUGGGCGCACUCCGCAACCUCGUGUCCGCCGUCUCGCCGGACAACCUCGUGUCGCUCGGCGUGCUCCCGCGGCUCGCGCACGUGCUCCGCGACGGCUCCGUGGGCGCGCAGCAGGCAGCCGCGGCGGCCAUCUGCAAGAUCUCCAGCUCCCCGGAGAUGAAGCGGCUGGUGGGCGACCACGGGUGCAUGCCGCUGCUGGUGCGGCUGCUGGAGGCCAAGUCGAACGGCGCGCGGGAGGUGGCGGCGCAGGCGACGGCGACGCUGAUGAGCUGCCCGGCGAACGCGAGGGACGUGAAGAAGGACGAGAAGAGCGUGCCGAACCUGGUGCAGCUGCUGGACCCGAGCCCGGGGAACACGGCCAAGAAGUACGCCAUCUCCUGCCUCCUGGCGCUGUCGGCGAGCAAGCGGUGCAAGAAGCUGAUGAUCGCGCAGGGCGCCAUUGGGUACCUGAAGAAGCUCUCCGAGAUGGACGUGGCCGGCGCCAAGAAGCUGCUCGAGAAGCUGGAGCGUGGCAAGCUGCGCACCCUAUUCACUAGGAAGUAAAGCAAGGAGAAGCGUUCCGUUUUGCCGUGAACCUGUAAAAAGAGCCGCCGUCCUGUGUUCAUAGUCUCUAUGAAGGCAGUGCAGACUGCAGAGAGUAGUACUGUUGCCGAUCUGAACCUUUUAACAUACCGCGUUGUAGUACCGCUGGUUAAUGUGUAUGUCACCUAUGUCAGGCAGUUGAUGCACAAUGCAUUUGUUCUUUAACUUAGGCUGAAGAAUGCCAAUAAAAGAAUGUUCAGUGAAGAACAUUUGCCGAUU